Tetrapisispora phaffii CBS 4417 is the source of this 2574-nucleotide messenger RNA. RefSeq lists its product as uncharacterized. The transcript has a single exon. Lineage: Eukaryota; Fungi; Ascomycota; Saccharomycetes; Saccharomycetales; Saccharomycetaceae. Gene Ontology annotation, molecular function: transcription regulator activity; protein binding; DNA binding. The record is from RefSeq and is a predicted model, not a curated record. Gene Ontology annotation, cellular component: SBF transcription complex; MBF transcription complex. Bases 1 to 2574 code for a protein of 857 amino acids.
AUGAGACCACUCUUACUGAAUGAGAAGACAAUUAGUAAUUUGGUUGAAAGUGAUGAUACAGAUAUCGAUGUUGAGCCUAUUAUAGAGAUUGCAACUUAUUCUGAAAUUGAUGUCUUUGAAUGCUACAUGAAAGGCUCUGAGACUAAAACAGUGAUGCGUAAAGUAUCUAAUGAUUGGGUAAACGCUACACAGAUAUUUAAAAUUGCAAACUUUACGAAAAAUAAAAGAACAAGGAUUUUAGAGAGAGAAGCAAAACUGAUAAAACACGAAAAGAUUCAAGGGGGUUACGGUCGAUUUCAAGGUACAUGGAUACCAUUAGAUGAUGCCAAGAUGCUUGUUAACAAAUAUGAAAUUCAACAUCCAAUAAUAAAUAAAAUACUAAACUAUAUAAUAGACCCUGGUAAUCUACCAGCAAGAAGAUCCAAAAAUAGUGUGUUAAAAAGAAAUCCCUUAAAUAGACAUUUGGUUUCGCCUUCAAGUUACAAGGUAACUCCGACUAAAAGAAUGUUAAGAACUGUAUUACCUUCUUCUUCAGACUCAGGAAGAUCUAUUUCUACACCUAAAAGUACAGGCACGUACAAAUAUGAAGAAGGAGACUUGAAAGGAUUAACGAAAAAGGCAACCAAAACAAAACCAUUGCAAUUCAGCACUCUUCAUGAACAUAAUCAACAUAAUACGAAAUCAGGUCAUAGUAUAUCAUCCGAUUAUUUUGACCCAUAUUUGACUAGAUCAUUGGAAAUGAAAUCUUUUAGAAAAAAAAUAUUCCUUCCAAAUUCCGAUACUACCAAACUGAGCAGUAAAAAUAAUACAAUGGAGACUAUGGAAUUGGAAGAAUUGCCGUUUCCACAAUAUCAUUUCCAGGAAGAUUCUCAGCCUGCUACACCGGCGGAUGAUCCAGAUAUUGGUCAAAUAUCUUUAAAAUCAUUAAGCAUUGAUGAAUAUCAACAAUUAAUGCUAAAAGUCUUAUCAUCCGAAAAUUGUUUAGAAGAAGGUUAUACACUACCGGCAGCAUUAUAUAACCCGCCGGCAGAUUUUGAUAUAAACUUAAAAAUUGAUAAACAAGGACAUUCACUUUUACAUUGGGCCUCUGCGAUGGGUAAUUUACCUUUGACUAAACUUUUGAUUUCACUAAAAUGCCAAAUAUUGAGUUAUAAUAAUGUUGGAUUUAACCCUCUAACAAAAAUGAUCUUUUAUAAUAAUAGUUACAGAGCAGGAAACUUUAAAGAGAUACUUUCAUUAUUAAGAAUAUGUGUAACUGCACAGGAUAAAAAUGGGCGUUUACCCUUACAUUAUUUAAUUGAACUAACAGUUAAUAAAACCAAGGAUCAAUCCAUUAUAACUCAUUAUAUUGAUUUGAUACUUGAAUAUUUACAAAGUAACGAUAACGAUGACAUUUCAAUUCUAAAGCUGACCGUAAAUCACCAAGAUAGCUAUGGUAAUACAAUUUUGCAUAUAGCCGCAUUGAACAACAAUUUAAAAAUAUAUAAUAAAUUAUUAAAGAUUGGUUGCUCAGAGAAAUUAACUAAUAUGAACAACGAAACACCCUUAUCUAUAAUGGAAAAACAAAGAGAUGCUCCUACACCAGAAAUUCCUGAAUUUUUAUCAUUAAGUUUUGCUAUUAGAGAAGCAACGACAGGAACUCCACAGAUACUCAAGUCAAAUAUUGAAAAUAACUUAGAUUUAAGAACACUAAGUAUAAAAAGAGAUUUUUCAUCAGUGGAGGACAAGGCAUAUAACAGUAGCGUAGUUACUUCGAAUGUUGAAGAAUCUAAAAGAACAAAAAUAAAUGAAAAUGGUUCAACGAGUUGUAUAACUGAAGGCACCUCCAAAAUUGAUGAAAGUUUAAGGGAAUUAUCUCAAACUCCUCAAAUGCAACCUGUAUUCCUAAAGCAGCUAGAGACUGAAUUUUUAUCAACAUUCUCUGUGAAGUAUGAUCAAACAAACGAAACAUUUGGUUAUUUGGAAACACCUCCUAUAAUAGCAGCCAAUGACAGACAUUUUAAUUCAGAUUUGCGUAACAAUUCAUAUAAAAUGAAAAUGUUAUCAGGAAUGUUUUUCGAUAAUGUUGUCAGAAUGCUAGAUGAUUCAAAUACUGAUUUGGUUUCCUUAAGAGAACAAAUAAAUAACAUGCAUAAAAAGAUUGAGACUACUAGUAAACAAGUUGAAAACAUUCAAGGGGAAGCAAUUACAAUGAACCCUGAGCUUGCAUCAAUUACUGACAUUGAGUUGCACAAUAACAAUAUGAGAACAAAAUUAGAGUCUACUAAAAAGAAAGUCAUGAAAAUAUUAGAGAGUAAAAGUAAAAUAAAGAUAUCAGAAAUGACCCAGAACCAAAAAUCGAAAUUGAAUAGCAUAUCAUUAGACGACACACCAAAUGCGUCUGUAGAAUUAAUUAACGAAUAUCGAAUAUUACAUAGAAAAAGAGAGGCCUUGUUGCAAAACAUAAUUGAUGCAAAAGCUAAGCUAGGAGCCACUAGAAAGAUUAUCAAAUAUAAAAAAUUACUCGGUACCAAUUCAAAUAACCAGUCCUUAGAUGACGUGACAAAAGAAUUGAUCAACUCUUUGAUGGGAUAA